Messenger RNA from Gavia stellata (red-throated loon), 1080 nucleotides. Its product is annotated as proline-rich protein 22-like. Bases 1 to 1080 code for a protein of 359 amino acids. The transcript has 3 exons. NCBI's taxonomy places the organism in Eukaryota, Metazoa, Chordata, Aves, Gaviiformes, Gaviidae. The record is from RefSeq and is a predicted model, not a curated record.
AUGGCGCGGCCACCACUGCAGCUCCCAGCGCGUGGGCCCUGGGCCCCCCCGGCGCCCUGGCUCCUUCAGCCUUUUGUGCUCCCCAAAACCUUCUACCCCCGAGGUCUGCAGAGGGCUCCAUGCGGCUGCUGCUUCCACCCCCAGCUCUUCCACAUCCCAUGGACGAGCACCCAUCCGCCUCCACUGGCCACGGCCACGCUUGGCCGCGCUGCCGCUUCUCUGCCGGGUGCUGCCCUGUGGGGUCCCGGGGGCUGCGGGACCCCCCCGGCUUGGGCAGCCCAUCGGAGCCCCCAGGGACAGCCGCAACACCUCCCACCCUACACGCAGCAGGGGAGAGCGGUGACCCCAGCCCCCCCGCUGCUGCCGACGUCCAUCCCCAGCUACCAGCAGAUCCAGGGGCAGCCCGCAGAGACCAAGACCUCCGGCAGUGCCACCCCCAGGGCAGCACCCCCGGGAAGCAACAUCCCCCCGGGCAGCGACGUCCCCCCCAGCCCCUCUGCUGCCCCCCACGAGCAAGCCCUGGGGGACCCCACAGGCGACCUCGCCGUGGCUGAGGAGGUCCUUCUCGAAGAGGCCCUGAGGCUCUUUGGUUGCUCCCCGGACGCGGUGGGGGUCAGCCAGGACGCUCCCAGCAGCGGCCCCAGGCCUGGGGACCCUGGUGGCACCGGCGCAGCCAUCCCCCACUGCGACUUCGCCUCGCUCUCCCUGCCCGAAGAGCUGCUCAGCCCCGACUACAGCGUCCCCGAGACCGCUGACGCCAUCCUCAGCCUGGACGAGUUCGUCAUGGGGCUGGAGCCCCAGGAGCCGUGGGGGGAUGAGGGCAGGGACCUGCCACCGUCCCAGCCCGCCACGGCAGAGAAGCGGGGGAAGAAGCGGGCCACGAGCACCUCGCCAAAGCCAGCCAGCAAGCGCAGGGCUCUCGCCGGCAGCACGGGGGUGGCAAUCCCUCUACAAGGCCUCUUGUCCCUCAAGAGAGUCAACAGCACUGCCCAGUUUGGGAGCGUCAGCAAGCUUGCCAAUGGGGCAUUCACCUCCCGCAUCCAGACCAUGGAUCAAAACAGUGAACAGCACCGGCCCUAG